AAUACGCUGCCUCAUGGGGCCCUUGGGACAAUGCUAAUAGUGGAAUCAAAAGUGGAGAAAGAAAAAGAUGGCAGCAGAAAGAAGUAUAUUAUGAAAAAGGUUGAAUGUAUUGAUGAAAAGCAAGCAAAUGAUGCUCUCCAAGAGGCCAUGGAACUGCUGAAGCUGAAUCAUCAGAACAUCUGCAGCUACAAAGAACUUUUCAUCAUCUGGGACAACAAGAUUUCCUCCCUCUUUCUUUGUGUGGUGAUGCAUUAUUCAGAUCAAGGGGACCUUUCAUCUCUGAUCAAGGCCAAGAGGCAAAAACCUGAGAAAAUUAAAAAGAAGGUGAUUAAAAUGUUUCUAGGGCAGAUGGUGGAUGCUUUAGUUUACAUCCACAAACAAACCAUUUUUCACAGAAACCUCAAACCAUCCAACAUCCUUUUAGACGACAAGGCAUCUUUCGUGCUUGGUGAUUUCAGCACGGAAACCCUAAUGAAUGAUGAGAUGAAAUGGAAGAUUAGGGUGGAAGAAGAUCCUCCAUUCAAAUCCUGGAUGGCUCCAGAGGCACUCAAAUUUUCUUUCAGUGACAAAUCUGACAUCUGGUCUCUUGGCUGUAUUCUUCUCGACAUGAUCUCCUGUGUGAAAGUGAAAGAUCCAGUUUCAUUGCUGCAUAACAUUAAGGAGAAUAGCAGUCACCUGGAAGAAGCCCUGAUAACUAUGAAGCAGACGGAUACACCUUUGUCUUCUCUUUUGCUAAUGAUGCUGCAGAUUGAGCCAACAAUGAGGCCCACAUCAGGGUCAGUCCUAGGUUUGUUUUCUCCCUUGCUCCACCCAAUAACUCACACAAUGCAUUUAAAGGACAUUUAUACCACUUCACUGGAGCUAACUGACAAUGCAUUCAUCAGAGAAUGCCUGAUUCUUGCUGGGUCACCCUUAGUAAAGGUGAAGAAGACUCUGCCUCCAGGAUUACAGGACUUAAUACUCAACGGUGGGAUCCCAACUGUUCUAGAAUUCAUGCUGUCUUACGAGGACAUAGAGGAAGCUCAAGAAAAGAGCAUUGAGCGUCUAACUGUCCUCUUGAAAGAAGAAAAGGCCAAUCUAAAAGUCUUCUUUGGAGUAACGGAGCUUGUUAUCUCUGCAAUGAAGAAUCACAUUGAUUCUCCUGAGGUACAGUUAGCUGGAUAUUCUUUGCUGCUUGAGCUCACUAGCAGAGCCAUGAGGCAGAACCUGAAUGUUGAAUUCCUAGCCUCCGAAAACAUACUCGAUUGCCUGUUAGCCUCCAUGAGAACUCAUUUCAACAACCAAGAGUUGAUCUGGAUGAUUUGCACAUUGUUCAUGAUGAUGUCGACUAAUGAAGUUGCAGCUCAGGCCCUGAGGAAAGUUGGUGUCUUCACAGAUAUCCUGACCAUUCUGGGUAACUUUGCCCAGAACAAAGAGAUCUGCCUUGCUUGCUGUGGGGUUAUUUGGAGUCUGGUAGUACAUGAUACCAACGUGGCUGAAAGCCCCCUGAAGUAUGCUAUUGAGGUUGUUUCUAUAAUCCUUCACAUGCACCUUCAGGAUGUGGAAGUGGCUGAGGCGGCAUGCUGCGCUUUCUGGGCUCUUGCUCUCCAUGGUUGUAUUGAUGAAGUUAAUUACGAACCCUAUUCCUUGCUUAUCCUGGAGGCUCUCCGGAACCAUCCUGAAAGGCCAGUGCUGGCAAAAAACGCCUGUCUGGCAUUGGCAAGCCUCUUGAGGACAUCUGAGUUGUGUGGUUUCCGGUUCAUAGUAACUGAUGAGAAGGGCAACGGGAUUGUCCUGCUCAAAGACUGCUAUGAGCUCCACCGUGAGGAUCCUGAAGUUGUGGAAAACAUUUGCAUGUUGAUUAACGAGAUGUUUAAAUAUGGCAAGUCUGUCUUCUUUGGAAUCCCAGCCUGUGUGCUCUGCAAACCAAUGGGAUGAGGGGAGAAGAUUCUGGGCCUUGGGUUCCAAUCCAUGUUUAAACAAGGACUUGUCAGGUAGCCUUGAGCAAGUGAAAAUGGUAAAUGAAUUACCAACCUCCCUCACAAGCAAACCCAAUGAGGAAUUUUUACUCUAAGGCUUGAGGGAUGGAGUGCACUAGAAGUCUAAAACACUAAGGGGUGGUAUCAAAUGUAGCACCCAGUUAAAAGUCUCUGGGUUGUAUUCAACUAAGUUUUACUUAGUAAGUGUACCCUCUAAAAUUGAUGGACCCAAGUCAUUCAUGUUUAUUACUUUCAAUGGGCCUACUCUGAGCAGGACUAGCAUUGGAUACAACCCAGUUAGUGGUAUACGUGUUCCACAGGCAAAAUGUUUUGUGCCAGUGGAAUAUUGUUAGGCAAUAGAUUGCACAAGGCUACAGCAACCUGCUCACACAAUUUGCUGCAUAGCAAGCUUCCACUAGCACAACUGUUGCAGCUUCCAGUCAAGCUACUGGAGUCUAUAUAGCUCCAUAUUGUCCACACUGAAUGUCAGAAG
Zootoca vivipara (common lizard) is the source of this 2451-nucleotide messenger RNA. Lineage: Eukaryota; Metazoa; Chordata; Lepidosauria; Squamata; Lacertidae. The record is from RefSeq and is a predicted model, not a curated record.